CGGUGAAUGAUUGGAUGAGGAAAAACUAGACCGAGGUGGCAAAACCUGAGCCAGAUUCCGCCAACCGCCAAUCCCCGGUUCCCCACCGCUCCCUCCGAGAGCCGCCGGCUGAAUCGUGACGGCGAAGACCCGGCACAGCGCCCCACGACCGUCGCGCAGCGAGGACGCCGGGGUGGCCUCCCUCGGUCGAUGGUUCGCCGCCGGCUCCAGGGCACAUGAACUCCUCUCGCUCCUCGAACGCUCUCGCGUCGAGGAGCUCUCUGACGCUGGGGGAACUCGCUUGCGCGGCGCUGUUCCCGGUGCUCGCCGUGGUGGACGCGGUCUGCCUCGCGGCCGCGCGGUGCUUCGAGAAGAGCCCGCCCAGACUGCUGUCCGCGGUCGACGCCCGCGCGCGGCUCCGGGCCCGCGGACGCCUCACGUUCCGCGAGCUCGCCGACCUCGCCGACGAGUCCUGCUGCUUCUCGGUGAACGAGGUGGAGGCGCUGUACGAGCUGUACAAGAAGAUCAGCUGCUCCAUUGUCGACGACGGCCUGAUCCAUAAGGAGGAGUUGCAGUUAGCAUUGUUCAGGACACCAUCUGGCAAGAAUCUUUUUCUAGACAGAGUUUUUGAUCUCUUUGAUGAAAAGAAAAAUUAUGUUAUUGAAUUUGAAGAGUUUAUCCAUGCAAUACGUGUGUUUCAUCCAAAUGCUCCUAUUGAAGAUAAAAUUGAUUUUUCAUUCAGACUGUAUGAUUUGAGGCAAACUGGUUUCAUUGAGCGUGAAGAGGUGAAACAAAUGGUUGUUGCUACUUUAAUGGAGUCACAGGUGGAGCUGUCUGACGAUCUUGUGGAAGCCAUAAUAGACAAGACGUUUGAAGAUGCUGAUACUGAUAAGGACAGCAGGAUUAGCAGAGAGGAGUGGAAAACUUUUGUAUUGCAGCACCCUACUGUCAUAAAGAAGAUGACACUACCUCACCUGAAGGACACUACAACGGCGUUCCCCAGCUUUGUCUUCAAUACACAGGUCGAAGACUAGAGGGUGAAACACACUCGGUCUAUAGUAGUAUUAUGGCUGCUAGGUCAUAACUUAGAGCAGAAGAUGGAGAUGAGCACUUGAGAAAGAAAACGAGUCAGCUCUGAAAAUACCUGUUGCUCCCACAGGAAGGAUCGGUGGAUAUUGGAUGGCACCAAACUAGUGCGCCAGCUGACCAGUUAAAGCUUCCAGUUGAGUUGAUUGAUACGCGAACAAGCAAGCUGCUGCUGGAAGAGUCAGAUUCACUGCUCAUGGUUUGAUAACCGGCAUGCGUACCACAUUUAUUCAUUCCAUCGCUAUCCGCAUUCUCUUUGUGCAAAUAUGACUGCGACACCUUCUAGAGCCAUUCCAUUUAUUAGAUUGAGGGUACGUAUAAGGUUGUUAUUUUUUGCGGACUUGUAAGGUUGUUCUUUAUUUCAACUUAUAGUCCCAAUUGUGCAAAGGUUUCCGCUAUUUUAAGCAGUAGCUCAAUACGAUAUUUUCUUAUCCGUCUCUAGAGUGUUCCAAUAUGAUCUUUUGAAAAUAUAUAAUAAUAAAAUUUGUUUCAUGAUGAAUCUAAUAAUAUAAAAGUUUUAAAUAUCUACAGAUUUU
This is a messenger RNA of Phragmites australis (common reed), 1601 nucleotides long. RefSeq names its product calcineurin B-like protein 10. Bases 216 to 1013 code for a protein of 265 amino acids. Gene Ontology annotation, biological process: calcium-mediated signaling. NCBI's taxonomy places the organism in Eukaryota, Viridiplantae, Streptophyta, Magnoliopsida, Poales, Poaceae. Gene Ontology annotation, molecular function: kinase binding; calcium ion binding. The record is from RefSeq and is a predicted model, not a curated record. The transcript is spliced from 9 exons.